Papaver somniferum (opium poppy) is the source of this 2320-nucleotide messenger RNA. Its product is annotated as F-box/kelch-repeat protein At3g06240-like. The record is from RefSeq and is a predicted model, not a curated record. Lineage: Eukaryota; Viridiplantae; Streptophyta; Magnoliopsida; Ranunculales; Papaveraceae. The transcript has 2 exons. The coding region runs from base 36 to 1364 and encodes 442 amino acids. Gene Ontology annotation, molecular function: protein binding.
CUCACUGUCACAGAGAAGUGAAGAAGAAGAGAAAAAUGUUGAGCUUUUUGCAUCCACUGUCACUCUCGCUCACUGUAAGAAGAAGAAGAAGAAUGAAAAUGUCAAUCUCACCUGAUGCCUACUCACACUCAAUCGCUUUUACAGGAAGAAGGAGGAGAGAAAGAAGAAGCAGAAGAAGGAAUUUUUCUAGAUUCUUACCGGAGGAAAUCAUGGAGAAUAUAUUUACAAGGUUACCUGUUAAGUCGAUUGCAAGAUUCAGAUUCAACGUCUUGCUUACCAACGUCAGUUACUGUCAUGUUCUGUCGGUGACAUCGUCACCAUCUUUCAGUCGUAUUGAUUAUCCAUUCACGGUCUCACAAUGGGAGCCUCCUCAAAUUCAAGGUUCUUCACACGGUUUGGUUUGCAUAAAAAACAAGGUUAUUGGCGAUGUAGGAGAUCAUGGAUUUUUUUACAUUUGGAACCCGGCUACCCGAGAAUAUAAACUACUGCCAGAACCUUUAGGACGGAGUACGGAUUCAACUCGGCAUUUUCAUUCGAGUACGGAUUAUUGGCGAGGUGAUAAAAAAAAAGUUUAUUUUUGUGAACAUGGGUUUGGUUUUGAUUGCAAGAAUGAUGAUUAUAAGUUUUUAAGACUUGCGAGAUUUUAUAGAAAAAAGGUUAUGGUUUGGGAAGCUAGAAUUUACUCAUUAGCUUCAAAUUCAUGGAAGAAUCUUGGUUUCGUUCCUUAUUGUUUCCCCUUUUCUGUAACCAAGGGGGUUCUUCUUAAUGGUGUUCUUCAUUGGAUUGCUACUGGUCUUCAUGAUGAUCCUGAAUCUGCUGUUAUUGUUUGUUUUGAUAUUUCUGAUGAGACAUUUUAUGAUGUGCCAUUACCACCUUGCGACUUUGACCACCAUUGUCUGCCAUAUUUGGGCGUAUGGGAAGGGAAACUUUGCCUACUUCAUCAGAUUCAUAUGGAGGAGGAUCCUGAUAUAUCAUGUAAGCAUCAAAACGAUCACAUUGAUGUGUGGACAAUGAUGAAUAACAAGUGGAGUAAGCAUUCGCAGAUUACUGCACUUGUGACGGAGAUGAAAUAUAUCAGACCAAUUCAAACUUUACCGAAUGCUGAGAUCCUCUUUGAAGGCGAAUCAAGGUUGGAAGCCGGCUUUCAUUUGAUAUCAUAUGACCCUAAGCUUGAAAGAGCUAGAGCUCUAAACAUACAACAUGGUUUCCAUGAAUCUCCAGGCCCUGAAGUGGAUAUUUAUAUCGAGACCUUAGUAGCACUUAACUCUGGUACUUAUGUUAGAAAAAUUGAAAUGGAAUGGAAAGGUUUGGAAGAAGUUCCAGGAUGGUGCGGAGAGUUUGGGAAGAGGUCAUCGAUCACAUAAGAAGAAGUUUUAAUCUCUUUAGGUGUGUUCAUGUUGCUUUGUGUGCUGCAAGUCAGCUUGUUUCCGUGUGACUGUUUUGGGGAUGACAUGUUGUUCCUUCUCAUUGUGCCUGUUUUGGCUCCUUUUUCUUUGUUUGUUUGGUUUGCUGCCAGUCGGCGGGUUUUGUUUGUUUGUUUAGUGCAGUCUUUUUAGACUCACUUCUUGUAUCGCCUAGGCGUCUCCUCUUGUUUUCUUUUUCUCUUUCCAAUGAGGUUUUGACCUUUUUCGUUAAAAAAAAAAAACUCUGGUACUUAUGUUGGUCAAUAAUAAAGAAGUAAAACAAAAAGGUGAAGAACAACAAUGACUGAUGCGGAUCUGGAAUUAUAAAUUAAGAAAGGCAGUAGAUAAGAGGGGAGGAAGAUAUUGUAGAAAGGUAUGGCGUCAAUCUUUGUUAUGUUUUUGCACUAAAUAAAUGGAAGUGGAAAAUGGCUCAUUGCGGGAAAUGAUUUGUUAUUAUGUUGCAGUGGAUUAUCCAAGAGCCUAAUGAUGACAUUUUGGGUGAACUGACAAAGUAAUUUCUACGCACUUUGCUAUUUUAGUAUUUGUUAUUUUCUCAUGCGACUGAAUGUAGAACCAAACAUCGGAUAUAUACAUGUCUUCAUCAACUUGAGUUGGGCCUGCUUUUUUAAGUAUUUUGUAUUAGUGUUUCGAGCUUUCAUAUGCUAGUGAAUGUACAAUCCAAGCUUCACAUAUAUUUUCUUGUUGCAACUUGAGUACGGUCCUCUCUCAUUAAGCAGCCUUUAUGGAAAUUUUAUGUAUUUUGAGAUUAGGUAACUAGGGGUCUUUCCUGAAUCUAAGUAUAUGCAGAGAAUAUCGUGCGAAAUUGAGAGCUUUCCCAGUGGUUGAUGCUUCUAGCCUUCUAGGAAAUCUAUUUGAUUCUUUGUUCUCAGAUUAUUUGUUUAUUGUUGUCAUUUCAA